Nerophis lumbriciformis (worm pipefish) is the source of this 2193-nucleotide messenger RNA. Lineage: Eukaryota; Metazoa; Chordata; Actinopteri; Syngnathiformes; Syngnathidae. The record is from RefSeq and is a predicted model, not a curated record.
AUGCCAAACAACACCAGAGUAACCCAGCUGGAGAACAGCAGCGAACCGGUCACUGAGUCCGUGGCGGACCUGCUGUCUUUGGAGCAUCCUAUGGACUACAAGAGCAGUCAGAUGAGUAUGGGGCUCAGUCCGGGCUCCACUGCACCAGGAAGAGCCCUGCUGCCCUCUCCAGACCCUGACGCUGAGGACGGGAGGCCGGCCUGGAAUAAUAAACUGGAGUACAUCCUGGCACAGGUUGGCUUCUCAGUGGGCCUAGGGAAUGUCUGGAGGUUUCCAUACCUGUGCCAGAAGAAUGGUGGAGGUGCCUAUCUGGUGCCUUACUUCAUCCUCCUGCUCCUUAUCGGAAUCCCAUUGUUCUUCCUGGAGCUUGCGGUGGGUCAGAGGAUCCGACGCGGCAGUAUUGGCGUGUGGAACUACGUGUACCCCAGACUGGGAGGCAUUGGGGUUUCUAGUCUGAUGGUUUGCGGCUUCGUGGGCCUCUACUACAACGUGAUCAUUGGAUGGAGCAUCUUCUACUUUUUUCAGUCUUUCCAGUACCCGCUCCCAUGGGCCGAAUGCCCGGUCCACAUCAACGGAACCCAAGCCAUCGUGGAGCCAGAGUGCGAGAAGAGUUCAGCCACAACUUACUUUUGGUACCGUCAGACGCUGAACAUCACCAGCAGCAUCGAUGACACAGGGGGCCUUAACUGGAAGAUGACUCUCUCCCUGCUGGUAGCUUGGAUCUUGGUGUGCUUGGCUGUAAUCAAAGGCAUCCAGUCAUCUGGGAAGGUGAUGUACUUCAGCUCUCUCUUUCCAUAUGUGGUGCUCUUCUGCUUCCUGGUGAGAGGUUUGUUGCUGAGGGGCGCGGUGGAUGGCAUCGCACACAUGUUCACACCCAAGCUGGAGAAAAUGCUAGAGCCGCAGGUGUGGCGAGAAGCGGCUACACAGGUCUUCUUUGCACUGGGCCUCGGAUUCGGCGGGGUCAUCGCUUUCUCCAGCUACAACAAGCGGGACAACAACUGCCACUUUGAUGCUGCGCUUGUCUCCAUCAUCAACUUCGUCACGUCCAUCCUGGCCACGUUGGUGGUGUUUGCCGUCCUGGGCUUCAAGGCGAACAUCAUGAACGAGAAGUGUGUCGUGGAUAAUGCAGAAAAGAUCCUGGUGUACCUCAAUACCAGCAUACUGAGCAAAGAACUCAUCCCUCCUCACGUCAACUUCUCACACCUGACCACUCAAGACUACAUGGAAAUGUAUGGUGUCAUUAAGACAGUCAAGGAGGACAACUUUGCCCAGCUUGGCCUUGAUCCUUGUAUUCUUGAGGAUGAACUCAACAAGGCCGUGCAGGGUACCGGUCUGGCUUUCAUAGCCUUCACAGAAGCUAUGACGCACUUCCCGGCCAGCCCUUUCUGGUCCGUCAUGUUCUUCUUCAUGCUCAUUAACUUAGGCCUGGGAAGCAUGAUCGGCACUAUGACAGGCAUCACCACGCCCAUUCUUGAUGCAUUCAAGAUUCGCAAAGAGAUCCUAUGCGUGGUUUGCUGUAUUAUAGCCUUCCUGUUGGGUCUGCUGUUUGUGCAGCGCUCAGGGAACUACUUUGUCACCAUGUUUGAUGACUAUUCUGCGGGCUUACCACUUACGGUGGUGGUGAUACUGGAGAACAUCUCUGUGGCCUGGAUAUAUGGAACCAAAAGGUUUAUGCAGGACCUGGAGGACAUGCUGGGCUUCCGGCCAUACUCAUUCUAUUACUACAUGUGGAGGUACGUGUCACCAGCCGUACUGGUGGUACUGAUCGUGGCCACUGUCAUCGAGAUGGCCGUCAGUCCUGCAGGAUACAACGCCUGGGUGGAGGCCGAGGGCUCCGAGCGUUUCCAUAGCUACCCUCCUUGGGCUUUAGCCAUGGCAUAUUCUCUUAUUGUGGUAGCCAUGUUGCCAUUGCCUGUGGUGUUUGUGGCCCGUCACUUUAACCUGCUGUCGGACGGUUCCAACAAACUGUCUGUGUCUUAUCGAAAGGGCAUGAUUAAGGACAUGUCCAACCUGGAGGACCAGGAUGAGCAGCGCUUUAUUCUCGGCAAGAAUCCCCGCCAGGCCCCCUCCCCCGCACCCUCCCACCGUCCGUACUUGGGGCCCGGCGGCACGCAGGAGAUGACCAAUACCAACUAUGGCACCAGCACUAAAACGGGUUACCAGAAUAUCGGCUCACCGGAAUCUGAACUAUAA